AUGGAUGGCGUGGCUGAGAUCUACAAGCAAUCUGAUGACAAGGUGAAGAGUGAUGUUAAGUCCAUUCUUGAUGGGCGCGACUCUUGUGCUCUUUGGCUUCCUUUGAUCAAGUCCAUCCAGGGAACCCAUGGGACAGCCCUUCACAUGAAUGAGAUGAAGGAACUGCAAUCUGAGGACUAUCGCAAAGAUUCGGCCUUCAGUGUGGCAAUCCUCACUGCUAGUGAUUUGAUCAUGAGCCCUGAGAAGUACCAGAAGGAGGAUCCAAAGUCCAGCCAUGCUGCAGCAAUUCAGUAUGGAGCAAGCCUGGGCAUCUCCAGGCAGGACUUGCCUGCCAAGCUCAGGGAGAAGCUGGAUGAGUUGCUUGGCAGGGAGAAACCAGCACAAAAGUCACAGACUGAGAACAACAAGGGCGCCAAGAGGAAGGCGACAGAGAAGAAGGGUGACAAGGCAAAGAAGCCUCGUGGAGCAGCAGAGUCGACCCGCAAGAGGAAACAAGACAAGUGA
Molecule: messenger RNA, 504 nt
Organism: Durusdinium trenchii
Lineage: Eukaryota; Dinophyceae; Suessiales; Symbiodiniaceae
Source: the annotation of a GenBank genome assembly